UGGGAGGUGAAAGGUUAUACUGCUGUUUGGCGGCCAUUUCUUUUAAGCUCAGCGGUUCGGGACCUGCUACAGUACCUCCUGCAGUCACGAGGGACAGGCUGCAGCUUGGUUGGCGGCAAGUAGCCUGCAGCAUUCGCCCGUAGUUACGAUGAGUUUACCCCUCAAUCCCAAACCUUUCCUCAAUGGAUUAACAGGAAAGCCAGUGAUGGUGAAACUUAAGUGGGGAAUGGAAUACAAGGGCUACCUGGUGUCUGUAGAUGGCUAUAUGAACAUGCAGCUUGCAAAUACAGAAGAAUACAUAGAUGGGGCAUUGUCUGGACAUCUGGGUGAAGUUUUAAUAAGGUGUAAUAAUGUCCUUUAUAUCAGAGGUGUUGAAGAAGAGGAAGAAGAUGGGGAAAUGAGAGAAUAGCAUCUUUUCUGGGUGUUUUUUUUUAUAUAUAUAUUUCUAGACAAUAAAGGGCUAAAGAAAAAAGGAGAGGGAAGCGGCUUCUUUUACUAAAAAAUGGAUCUAAUUGAGAACUUUAGGCCCAGUAAUUGGAAUUAUUCUGAAAGUAUCAAGGAACCAAAGAAAACCAAUUGAAGCUGUGAGUGAGAAAGAUUAUUUUACUGAAAUUUAAACUGGGUAAGUUAGAAAAAUAAGGUAUUUGUUUUGCACCACAGAGAAACUCACAUACUGAUAUGU
This is a messenger RNA of Microcebus murinus (gray mouse lemur), 682 nucleotides long. NCBI's taxonomy places the organism in Eukaryota, Metazoa, Chordata, Mammalia, Primates, Cheirogaleidae. The record is from RefSeq and is a predicted model, not a curated record.